GGUCGAUCAUUCUCCGUACUUGAGUAAAAUAAAGUAGGCUUAAAAUGCUCAUUAAGUUACUUCUGGCGUUGGUAAUUGGCUAUGGUGGCAUUUUUGCGCCUGGCAGUGCACAAAAUCUGCUGGAUCGACUGCGACCGGUGAAUAUGACUCGCUUCGAUGAUGGAAUCAAAGUGGUUUCCGGCACCAAAGUGAAGCGGUACGAACGCCUAACCGUGCCGCUCGGAGGUCCUGUGGGAAUCCCAGGAGCUGCAGGACUUCUGGGACCCCUGCUCCCACCACAACCUUCGUACUUGGGGUAUACCUAUCAGUUGGUGCCCCAAUGGCAGGCGGGUGCUAAGUUGGUGGGCGAUGGAGAAGGAGCGAGCGUGGCCGGCAUGAUAUCCUUUAUUCAGCUCCCAUACAACUCGGACAUCAAGGUGACGAUCAAUGUGACGGGACUUCCACCUGGUAAACAUGCUUUGCACAUCCACACCUUCGGCGAUCUGAGCGAUGUUUGCAAGUCCACCGGUGGGCAGUUUCCCAAUAACUUCCUCGGUAAUGUGGACACCAAAGAUGAUGGCAGUAUCUCGGCUGUUUUCCAGAGCAUUUACCUCCAACUAUUUGGCAUUAAUGGAAUCGUUGGACGGUCCAUUGUGAUUCACAGCAAGGCAAUCGAUCUGAACACGGCCCUGAAUGCGGAGGUGUUUUCGUCCUCCCUCCAAAUAAUGCCAAAUCCCUUGGCAUAUCAGAACGAGGAAAACUCUGUGGGCCCUGCAAUUGCCUGUGGAGUUAUUAGUCUUAUGAGCACAUCAGUCAGUUCGUCAGGUAUGACAACUGCAGCAUCUGCAGCACCUGCUAUGGAGAAUGCCGAGAUUUGAGAUCUAUUUUAA
This is a messenger RNA of Drosophila rhopaloa, 869 nucleotides long. RefSeq names its product superoxide dismutase [Cu-Zn], chloroplastic. NCBI's taxonomy places the organism in Eukaryota, Metazoa, Arthropoda, Insecta, Diptera, Drosophilidae. Gene Ontology annotation, molecular function: copper ion binding; superoxide dismutase activity. Bases 45 to 857 code for a protein of 270 amino acids. The transcript is spliced from 3 exons. The record is from RefSeq and is a predicted model, not a curated record. Gene Ontology annotation, biological process: removal of superoxide radicals.